GUAUUACUUUUGGUUUCACUCUUGAUAAAAUAUUUUUACACUAAAUUAAGGAAGCACUAUUACGUAAGCUGCGUCAUGCGUGAGGGUAAUGCUGAUGCAAUUUGCGUGCGCGCUCUCUCUUUCGCUGGAUGUUGUGGCGAGAGGCACGGCUAGACCGGAAAUGUCCAAAAUGUGCUUGACUGUGAUCGUGUCUGUUAUUUCUUUUGACACAGGGCUGCUGCUGCUCUGCGGGACCUGCAUUGGGUAUGGGUUUACAUCCCAUCCCUCUGCGUUGAGCCGACCAGAUGAACCAGUUCUUUCCCGUGCUGACGGUCUUGUGAGUGAGGACAAAACCUACAUCAAGAAACUCUGCGAAAUUCCUGAACUGAGAAAGGAUGAUCAAUUGAUUGUGCAAAAAGGAGAUACGAUUGUUGGACAAUACUUCUGCGACAAUUGGAACUGCACAGUUAAUUAUUGUGAGAACUGCUUUGAAAUUAGAUCAGGAUAUUUGUUUCUGAUCUUGCACAACAUCGGUCCCUUGGAUCAGUUUGAUGCAUUCCUAAAUGCUAAUAAAACACCUUUUCUACCGAACUUCACUCUUGAUGAAGAGCCACAAAACAUUCCCACAAUCUCUGAAGAACACACGGGAGAGACACCGUCUACUGGAGAGACACCGUCUACUGGAGCUAUUGUGGGCAUGGCUGUUGGAGCUCCUGUAUUAGCUCUUGUAGCUGCACUAGUUAUUGUAGAUUUUAUAAUUCUUAGAAGACCUGGACGAGAUGCAAUAACAACUAAAGCCUUCAAAUCUCUCCUAAGGAAGAUUUGCAACCGAGAGCCAAACCAGCAGGUGGAGAAUCCCAUAGAGAUGGAAGUUUUCGUGCCAAACCCAAAUCAAGUGUGAGAGGCCAAAUGUAGGAGGGUCAAUGAGCGACGGCUCGUGGUACCAUCACAAAGACCCACAAAAUCACUCCAGAACAUUCUCAUUCACGGCUCCAUGCUGGAAGGAUCUCCCCGUCCCGUCCGGCAACUGAAGACUCAUCUCUUUCGUGAGCACUUAACAUAGAAGAGACUUUCUUUCCUUUUCUUAAAUCCUUUUGUUUAAUCCUCCCUUGUCUUGUUUAUGCUACUUUGAGCAAUGCCUGAACUUUGUAUUUUGAGCACUUCUUGAGUUGUUUUUGCCUCAACUCAACUUUAUUCCUCAAUUGUAAGUCACUUUGGAGAUUCGUCUCUCAAAUGGCUAAACGUAAAUGUGCUGGGAACCUUGAAGUGUAGUACAGCACUGUCCUUCGGUGCAAUACAGUAUUGUGCAAAAGUUUACAAAUUCACAGGUGACAUGAUUCCUGUGUUUUAACCUUAAGUAUUUAUUUCUUUUUAUUAUGUGGAAUAUCGUGUUUUAAAUAAGAAGAAUUUUGUCUUUGUAUUUCAUAUGAAGGAUGAAAGUUACGGUACACUGUGAAAAAAGCUCUGUCCUCCAUUUUGGAUCUUGAAUGUAUACAUUGAAUGUAUUUUAUCUUGUAAAGAUUGUGAGCCAAUGCCGUUUUAUUGAUUUAAUCUUUAUGCUGUUUUAUUUAUUUUUUUUUAAAUUUGCACAUCAUUAGAUAAAGAAAUUAUUAGAGCUGUACCAAUAUUGGUGUAUAACCAAUCACACCAAUAAUAGUAACAAUGGGAAAAAUAAAUUAGACAUUUCAGUUUAUUGUUCCAAUCAGUUUAUUGUUCCAAUCUUUUGAAAUCACUUAAACUGGUUGGGUAAGUAAGCUGGCUGAAAAACAACAAAUAAAAUAUAAAAUGAACAGAAUAAAUAGAGUAAUUUUUUUUUUUUUUUUUUUAAAUAAAUUUAUCAUGACACCAUUAUAAUCAGAGGUGGAAACUGGCUAAAAUAAUUCUGCUUUUUUCAAAUGUCUACAGCAAGUCUACUAAUAUUUGAUCAUUUAAUGCAUUGGCAUAAUGUUAAUACUACUUCUAUGGUUAUAACCCAACCGUAGGUACUGCUACUGUUAUGAUUUAGCCUAACCGUAGCUAAAAGAUUAAAAGUAGGUUAAAAAAAGUGAAUGUACUACUUUUUAGCUUAUCUAAACUAGUAAAAAAAAAAAAAAAAAAAAAAAAUCAUAUAGCUAUAUAUAUAUAUAUAUAUAUAUACAUAAAAAAAAUGUUUUGCUACUUGAUUCAUCUCUGCUCCUGGAGACUUGCAGUCCUGCACAGGUGUGUGUGAGUUGAACUCUGCAGGAGUGUGAGUCUCCAGGAGGAGGGAUGAAGAACUUUGCUUUAGCUUUCCCGAUUGUGCUCCAGGUAUAUUGAGCCUACCUAUGGCCCUGUGCACAAUACUAAGUACAUUUAUUUAGUUUGAGAAGACUUACCUCUCUAUACUGGGCUUUCUUUUUAUCUUGUUGCUUUGUCCGUUUUCAUCCCUGUGCACCAGAGGGUUUUUAGACCGCUUCUUUUCCGACACGUGUCACCCAUGGCAAUCGCCUAGUUCGCCUAUAGCAAUCGCUGGCCCUGAGCCUUAGUUUUUCAUUUUGCUGCACUAGAGCAGUCUGCAUGGGAUUGAGUUUAUUUUUGUGUUUAUCAGUCUCUGGGAACAUACCAAUAAAAAUAAAUAAGCACUUUCCACCUUUGAUUAUAAUAUGUGAGAAACAAGUAAAAUAGAUAAAAUUUACACCAUGUUAGGGUUGUUGUCUUGCCAGUUCAAUGCUGUGUGUGUGUGUGUGUGUGUGUGUGUGUGUGGUAAAUUUAUGGAAAAAGACUUAAGUAAUUUUUGUAAUCUUUUGCACAUGUUUUAAGCAGAUUUGUCAAAAUAUAU
Pimephales promelas (fathead minnow) is the source of this 2776-nucleotide messenger RNA. NCBI's taxonomy places the organism in Eukaryota, Metazoa, Chordata, Actinopteri, Cypriniformes, Leuciscidae. The record is from RefSeq and is a predicted model, not a curated record.